Nicotiana attenuata is the source of this 566-nucleotide messenger RNA. RefSeq lists its product as uncharacterized. NCBI's taxonomy places the organism in Eukaryota, Viridiplantae, Streptophyta, Magnoliopsida, Solanales, Solanaceae. The record is from RefSeq and is a predicted model, not a curated record.
UGUCGAGAUUAUGAACGCUACGAGCACGGAAUCCCUUUGACCGAGGUGCGUGUGUUAUGCACCAGCUUAGACUUGAACAACAUGAAUGACAAUAUUGUGCUUAACUACAUCUUCAGGGUGUGGAGCCAUCUUCAAACGCUUGAUAUCACUAAUCAGGUUGGGAAGACUGUAGAUUAUGAAUCCGCUUUUCCUCUGGAGUAUUGGUUUUGGGAAAUGAAAGAGUUGGCAGAUAGUUUUACUCAUCAUCUGAGACGGGUGCGGAUUAGAGGGUUUACCGGAAAAGAGCGCGAAAUCAGACUCGUAACUCAUAUGAUAAAGAAUGCUUGUAUGUUGGAGAAGCUAGUAAUUCAGUGCAGUGAUGGUUGUUCAACACAAGGAGCUGCUGCUACUCAGGGACUACAAUCUGUGCCCAGAGCCUCUAUUAAUGUAUCUAUAGUCUUGAAUAUGCCUGGAGAUUAACAUUUGUUAUCAGUUUUGAAGUUUUGAAGUUGGAUAUUGACACUUUCAUUGUCAUUUUCUACUAUGAAAAUUAAAGCCGUCAAUAUGGGUUAGGCCAGCCCAAUCUA